UUCAGUUUAGCUCAUUUCAGUAAAUCAGAACAAACCCUAAAUUGUAUGAUCGGUUUUCUUGGGUUGUGACUGGAACCUUGUGCUCGCACUAUUUGCUCUACAUACAGCUUCUGGCCCAGGGGUGGAUACAGGUUGGGUUCAAGUGGGUUCAUUGAACCCACUGAAUUUUUGAAAAAAAAUUAAAAGUUUUUUUUUUUUUUAAAAAAAAAAAAAAGAAAAAAUGGAUAAAUACAAUAUCUUUACACUAAAUAUCAACAAAACAAUGUUCAGCCUAGUGGCGAUUUGUCAUCAGCUUCAGUCAUUCCCCCAAAUUAUUUCCCCCAAAUUCGAAAACCCUAACUCUGUAACUCACCUCCCUGCCUCUCCUCGUCUCCUCACCUCCACGCCACGGCUCCACCCCACCGGCCACCGCGGCACGCCGACACACCACUCACGGUUCCUCCUGACUGCUCCUCCACGGCUCCACCACCUUCCCAACAACCCAACGAGUAAAGGAGUAAGUUUGCAAAUGAGUUUAGAGUCUUUUUGGAAACGUGUGGGGAAGUCACAAAAAUCCUCUACUUGUUCUUCACCUAGUUCAAGGGAUCCUCUUAUAGAAGAAGAUGAUAUUGAGUCUCCGAAUGAUGAUGCAAUUCCUGUGGCUGCUUCCAUUCCAACCCCUGAGAGCACACCUCAAACUUGUCAAAGGGAGAACAAUCCAAAUGCUAGUGUUGAAACUGAUGAUACUCGCAUUUAUGAUGUUGAUCUUCUUCCACAUGACCCUGGGAAGAGAUUCCAAUUUUGGAGUAUCCUCUUAAUGAUCAAGAUGCUGUGAGGAGAGGUUAUAUUACAAUGAAAUGUUGUGCUCCACGAACACAUAAUUUCCCUCGAAGACAAAUAGGAGGUAUGCGCCGCUUUAUUGUUGCUUGGUUUGAUAAAUAUGAUUGGCUUGAAUAUAGUGUUGAGAAGGAUGCAGCUUUCUGUUUUGUGUGCUAUCUGUUCAGGGAUAAAGAUACUCAUAUGGCUGUUAAUGAUAACUUUGUUAAAGGGGGGGUUUAGAGGAUGGAAUAAGAUUGGUAGAUUUGAUGUUCAUGUGGGUGGUAUUGGUAGUUUACAUAAUGAAGCUAAUGAGAAAUAUAAAAAUUUCAUUAACCCAAAGACAUCUGUUGCUGAAUCUUUUUGCACUUACUCCUCGAAAGCUAAACUUCAAUACAAAUCUCGAUUGACUUAUUCUUUGAAAUGCAUUAAGUUUCUUUUAAGUCAAGGUUUAGCUUGUCGUGGGCAUGAUGAAAGUGAAGAAUCUUGGAAUAGGGGUAAUUUUUUUGCACUCUUAACAUGGCUUGUAGAAAAUAAUAGUGAUGUUGCAAAGGUUGUUCUUAGUAAUGCUCUUGGAAAUAAUCAAAUGACUUCUCCUUUAAUUCAAAAGGACCUCAUUAACUCUUGUGCCAAAGAAACCACUAAACUUCUCAUUGAUGAUAUUGGGGAUGAUUAUUUUGGGAUACUAGCUGAUGAAUCUAGUGAUAUAUAUCAAAAGGAACAAAUGGCCCUUUGUUUACGUUAUGUCAAUAAAAAAGGGAAGAUAACUGAGAGGUUUCUUGGAAUUGUACAUGUAAAGGAUACCACUGCUUUGUCACUAAAGAGUGCAAUUGAGUCUUUGCUUAUGGAGCAUUCUUUGAGUUUGUCUAGAGUUCGUGGACAAGGUUAUGACGGUGCUAGUAAUAUGAGGGGUGAGAUAAAUGGCCUCAAGACUUUGAUCAUGAAUGAAACAAAACAAGCUUAUUAUAUUCAUUGCUUUGCUCACCAACUUCAAUUAACCCUUGUUGCUGUUGCUAAGGAUAAUGAUGAUUGCAUUUGGUUAUUUGAUCAACUUGCUAUUUUGUUGAAUAUUAUUGGUGUUUCUUGUAAGAGAAAGGAAAUGAUAAGAGAAAUUCAAUCUCAACAUGUUCUGGAAGCAUUAGAUCUAGGAGAAAUUGAAAGUGGGCAAGGUUUAAACCAAGAACUUGGUUUAGGUAGGCCUGGUGAUACUAGGUGGGGGUCACAUUAUAAAACUGUUUCAAAUGUUACCUCAUUGUAUUCUACUAUUGUUAAAGUUCUUGAGAAGGUUGGAUCAAAUAAGAUUUAUAAGGAUGAUCGUGUGAAGGCUAUCACUAUUAUGUCUACAUUUGAAUCAUUUGAAUUUGUUUUCAUGAUACAUUUGAUGUCUGAAAUAUUUGGCCAAACUGAUAUACUGUGCCAAGCUUUGCAAAGAGGGGACCAAGAUAUUGUUAAUGCCAUGGCAUUUGUAACAUUAACUAAGGAGCGAUUGCAAAAUAUGAGGGACCAUGGGUGGGAAGACUUUUUACAUCUUGUAAUUUCUUUUUCUGAUAAGUAUAAUGUGGAAGUACCUGCUAUGGAUGAUAUGUAUGUUCCUCGUGGAAGAUCGAAACGCUUCUUUGCCAAAGUUUCUAAUCUCCACCGAUUUCGGGUAUAAAUGUUUAUAAGUGUCAUUGAUUUACAACUCCAAGAGCUCAAUAAUAGAUUUGAUGAGGAAAAUAUGGAGUUGCUUAUUUGUAUAUCAUGCUUAAAUCCGGUCAAU
Molecule: messenger RNA, 2554 nt
Organism: Chenopodium quinoa (quinoa)
Lineage: Eukaryota; Viridiplantae; Streptophyta; Magnoliopsida; Caryophyllales; Amaranthaceae
Product: zinc finger MYM-type protein 1-like
Exons: 2
Coding region: 920-2449 (509 amino acids)
Source: RefSeq, a predicted model, not a curated record